This is a messenger RNA of Protopolystoma xenopodis, 420 nucleotides long. Lineage: Eukaryota; Metazoa; Platyhelminthes; Monogenea; Polystomatidea; Polystomatidae. The record is from the annotation of a GenBank genome assembly.
AUCGAUUGCCUCAAGGAUUUGGUGGAUUUUUGCCAAUCUAAUUCAUUUAUUUCGGAAGCAACGUCAUAUUCCGCCGAAUUAUCCCGUUUACCUAAUAUUAGUGCGUCAGAUAGUCAGGCUGAAGAAGAUCAAGACUCAUCUGGAGAGGAUUCGGCUUUGGAUAAUGAAGCAGAGGCCCUGUCUUCAGAUUCUGGUACGCUCUUCGGAUCAUUCUCUGUUUUCAACUUUAAGCUCAAAGCAUUUCUCGGUAAAGCUGAACUGGGAGAAGAAUUCCAGCAUUAUACUAGUGGGAAGAGGCAGGGGAAAGCUCUUUGUCUUAAGACGAACAUGAAAGGAGAGACACCCUUACAUUUGGCGGCAAUCACUGGUAAUUUAGAACACGUUAAGAAGCUUAUAGAGGUUUUGUUGCACUGUAUUUAG